This is a messenger RNA of Helianthus annuus (common sunflower), 1119 nucleotides long. RefSeq lists its product as uncharacterized. Gene Ontology annotation, molecular function: RNA-DNA hybrid ribonuclease activity; nucleic acid binding. Lineage: Eukaryota; Viridiplantae; Streptophyta; Magnoliopsida; Asterales; Asteraceae. The coding region runs from base 1 to 1119 and encodes 372 amino acids. The transcript has 2 exons. The record is from RefSeq and is a predicted model, not a curated record.
AUGAAAGAGUGUUUGAUCCAACUCCCAACCCUAACCGCACCACGCAAGAAAGAACCACUCAUCUUGUACCUAUCCGCCGCAGUCAACGCGGUGGGCGCGGUACUCAUAGUGGAGCGGGAGGGAGUUCAAACACCAAUCUAUUAUGUCAGCAAAAUGCUUAAUGACCCAGAGAUAAGAUACUCCAUCAUGGAGAAGUUGGUACUCGCACUGGUACAUGCAUCUAGACGGUUACGCCGUUACUUUGCAGAUCAUGUCAUCACCGUGUUAACCAAUGACAAAAUCGGGCAAAUCCUCUCCAAGCCCGAAAUCUCUGGGAGACUAGCAAAAUGGGCCAUCGAACUGAGCGCGCACACAUUGAUCUACAAACUGCGUCCAACAAUCAAGGGCCAGGCACUAUACACCAAUGGUGCAUCCAACGAGGACGGUGCAGGCGAAGGUCUGCGACUCGUUAACCCUGAUGGCCAAGAACUCACCUAUGCAAUCUGCAUCGAUUUCAAAAGCACAAACAAUGAGGCAGAGAACGAGGCUCUACUAGCAGGGCUCCGUUUGGCAGUCAAGCUCGGCGUCCAACAUCUGGAAGCACACGUCGACUCACUACUAGUUGCAGGGCAAGUGUGUGGUGACUAUGCCGCAAAAGGGGAUAUCAUAUUCCUCUAUCUCGAACAAGCCAUGCAACUGAAAUCACGAUUCACCUCCUUCAACAUCCGCCAUGUCAAUAGGAGUGAAAACAAACUAGUGGAUGCACUAUCAAAACUCGCAUCCACCAGCUUCCAACAUCUGGAAAAGGAGAUACAUAUUGAGAUCCUGCAAAACCCCUCGGUACCCCUAUGCCAAAGCAACGUCAUCGAAUACGGUACAACAUCUUGGAUGACACCAAUUAUUGCAUACUUGCAAUUAGGUGUUACUCCCGAAAGUAAAGCAGAGGCAUGCAAGCUACGAUACAAAGUGUGCCACUGUCAGAUGGGAGACAAGAUUUUAUACCGCAAAUCAUACCUGGGGACACUCCUAGGAUGCGUUAACCCUCAAGAUGCCACAUAUCUGAUUAGAGAGAUACACGAAGGAAUAUGUGGCAUACAAUCAGGCCCACACUAUUUCAUGCGCCUGAAACAUUGGCCUUAA